Exophiala oligosperma is the source of this 1240-nucleotide messenger RNA. RefSeq lists its product as uncharacterized. The coding region runs from base 314 to 1195 and encodes 293 amino acids. Lineage: Eukaryota; Fungi; Ascomycota; Eurotiomycetes; Chaetothyriales; Herpotrichiellaceae. Gene Ontology annotation, molecular function: carbon-sulfur lyase activity. The transcript is spliced from 2 exons. The record is from RefSeq and is a predicted model, not a curated record.
ACGACAAGGCUUGAUGCACUUUGAUGACGCUGUCAUUUACAGAACAGAUCAUAGCAUCACUGCGUGCCCUACGGAGGAAAGGAAUUCAAUUACGACUACAUUCGCUAUAGCCUCCAAAGGUCCCAAUACUGACGUGGAGUAAGCAUCAUCGGUUGACGGAUCCGCUGUGAUCUUCGAUACGAGUAUAUUUCCCCAGACACACGACCGAUGACCGACUGACGGGGUCGUGUGCUCAAUCAUGGAAUCUGAGAGUGCGGUGUGUUGAUAAUUUUCCAUUUUCUUCUUUCAUGCUUUCUGCCUGCGGUCCUUUUGGAUGCCCAUGAAUUCCAGGUGUUUUGAAGUACAUCACAGUCCUGCGCGACAUUUUGGAACAACCAAUUUCCUUGCCGCUGCUGCAAAGUCCUCCUACCGCACUGCCACUCGUUACAGGCCCUUCUCGCCUGCUCUCCAACGCUUUCAGGUCACGCCAUCUUCCGCGAGACCGUUUUCGAAAAUGUCUGACAAGCAAGAACCUCAUCAGUUCCAGUCCGGCGAUACAACGCACCGCAAAGAGGAUCAGUGGAAACACAGAGAGCCCUACCGCGUACAUGACAAUGCUGAAGACUUUGAGGUGAAGUGGGAGGGGAGUUGUCACUGUGGAAGAGUCACCUAUCAACUCAGCAGAGACAAGCCGUUGGCCGCAAAGUACUGCCACUGCACGACCUGCCAGAGGUUACACGGGUCACCGUUCCAGUGGGCCGCCAUCUUUCACAAGUCGGACAUCAACUUCACUCAGGGCCACCAUGAACUCGGCUGGUACGACCCGACGAACAAGGACAUCUCCCAUCACCUCCCUUGCAAAGUCUCCUGCGCGUACUGCCGAUCUCCGAUCAUGGAUGAAGGCCGAAACAUGAUUCUCCUCUUCCCACCAUUGAUCAAGGACAUCAAUACGAAGAAGGGCAGGGAAGCAUUCAAGCCGACAUGUCACAUGUUUUAUAAACAACGGGUGGCCGAGUUCCGCGGAGACGGCAUCGUCAAAUGGGCCGGGCUGGACAAUCAGUCCGACAUGCUCGACGACGACGAGAAUGUGAUUGUCGAGUACGAGAAGGGCAUGAAGGAGAAGGACAUGGACGAGAAGAAACGGAAGCAUGUCGAGAUGACGGAGCGGAAUGGUGGUGAAGAGGUCAAAAAGGUCAAAGGUGGUUCAAAGGAGUAGUUUUUGUUCAUUAUGAGAGUCGUAAAAAGAUAUUUCCCCCAACUA